AUGUCUUUUGGCGGCGGCGGUUUCUCUGGCUUCGGCCAGCAGAAUCAACAAUCCUCGGGUGGAUUUGGUGGCUUUGGCUCCCAACCCUCGACUAGCGGAGCCUUUGGCUCGACGAGCGGUGGCUUCGGCAGCACCCCGGCCCAGAGCUCGGGAGGAGGUCUCUUCGGUUCCUCCUCGACUGGCGGCGGUUUCGGCACCACAAGCGGCGGUUUCGGCUCAGGCACUGGUGGCGGUUUUGGCGCCAAGCCCGCCUUUGGUAGCACGACCACGACAGCCGGCGGUGGUCUCUUUGGAUCUUCGACGACGGCUACUGCUGGCGGAACGGGAUUCGGCAGCGGUGGCUUCGGCUCGAACACCGCGUCGUCAUCCACCCCUUUCGGCGGCGGCGGCGGCUCGUCGAUGUUUGGAGGAAACAAGCCCGCCACCACCUUUGGCGCUGGCACGACCGGCACGACCGGUUCAUCACUGUUCGGCGGCGGCGCAACUGGUGGCUUUGGCAGCGGAAGCACAGGAUUCGGAGCUACAAGCAACCCUGGUAUCGGCACCAAUGUUGGAGAACCCCCAGGCACAGCUCAGGUGCAGUUCCAGCCGACCGUUGAGAAGGAGGCAAACAACCCCAGCCAAUCCAACUCCUUCCAGAAUAUCCUCUUCAUGGAGCCGUACAAGAAGUGGUCUGCCGAAGAGCUGCGGCUUGCCGACUACAACCAGGGCCGACGACAUGGCAAUGCGAGCGGCUCGACUGGAGCUUUUGGUGUGAGCUCCGGAUUUGGUAGCGGCGGAUUUGGAAGCACGGGUUCCGGGUUCGGCAGCACCAACACCGGUACUACUGGCGGCGGCGGUCUGUUCGGUAGUACCCAGCCUGCCUCGACAGGUUUCGGUCAGGCAGCCACAACCGGCAGCGGCUUUGGCUCAGGCACCUCCGGUGGUCUUUUUGGCCAGCAGAACAAGCCUGCAACCGGCCUCUUUGGGUCUACAUCACAGCCUCAACAGACCGGCGGCCUUUUUGGAUCGGCAUCCACUUUUGGUAGCACGUCCGCCGGCAACGCAUUCGGAUCUGGCGCUAAUACCGCCGCCACCACUGGCAGCGGCCUCUUUGGAUCUGGUACCACACAGGCCAAACCUUCUUCAUCUUUCAACUUUGGUACAGGAGGCGCGCAAACUGGCUUUGGCGGUGCGGGCACGACCGGUGGCUUCGGAAGCACCACUGGCACCGCCACCGGUACCGGAGGCGGUAUUUUCGGCGGUGGAGGCAGUCAGACCACGGGCAGCGGCCUCUUUGGCGGCUCAACCCAGGCGGGUACCGGCAGCGGCUUUGGUGGUGGCUUUGGUGGACAGGGGCAACAACAGCAGCAGCAGCAGCAGCAGCAGCAGCAAGGUGGAGGUCUCUUUGGUAACGCACAACAGCAGAAACCAGGUGGACUCUUCGGAAACACGGGAAACACCAACACCGGCGGUGGCCUCUUUGGUAACGCGAAUCAGGCACAGUCAGCGUUUGGUGGUGGCCAGACUGCUCAGCCUUCAGGCGGCCUGUUUGGUAACAAGCCGGCAGGAUCGACAGGCGGUGGUUUGUUUGGUAGUGCCACAGCCACCCAGACAGGAGCAACUGGUGGAGGUCUCUUCGGCGGUCUUGGUGGCGCCGCCCAGACCCAACAACAACCCGCCGCUCAGCCCGGCGGUCUCUUUGGCGCAAGCCAAGCCAAGCCCUCGUUGUUUGGAGGAUCUACGCAGUCGACUGGAGGUGGUCUGUUUGGUGCCCAGACCGCUCAACCCCAGUCCCUCUUCGGUAACACCGCAACGCAACAGCAGCCCCAAGCCACCAACCCCUUGUUCGGUGCUUCUCAGGGCGCGCAGAACACUCCUCAGUCGUUGACGACUAGCAUCAAUGAUGUCUCUGCCUUCGGCACACCGUCUCUUUUCCAAGGUCUAGGCGCCGGCGAAGUGCGCGACCCUGGUCCGCUGGCUACUCCCUUGUCCGGUAGCACCACCAAGACGCCCCGACGCGGCUCCAUUCUGCCUCUUUACAAGCUUAACCCGGGCUCGGCUUCCAAGUUUGUCACUCCCUCGAAGCGUGGCUUUGGGUUUUCAUACAGCAACUUUGGCACCCCCACCAGCCCUUCGAGCGUAGCAAGCACUCCCGGAGGGUUCGGCCAGAGCCUCCUCAUGGGCAGCACCCGCGGUCUGAGCAAGAGCAUCUCUUCCAGCAGCCUCCGCCGCAGCUUCAAUCCCGAAGACAGCAUCCUCGCUCCUGGCGCUUUCUCUUCUACAUCCGGACCCAAGUACCACACCGGCACUGGGAGCGUCAAGCGACUUGUCAUCAACCGUGAGAUCCGCAGCGAUCUCUUCAGCACUCCCAACAAAGAGAAGCAGCCUGCUGAGCUGCUCAACGGCUCUCGCAAGCUCUCUAAGCGUGUCAGCUUCGAUACAAGCACUGUCCCCGCUAUCGAGAACGGUGUUGCGGGCGGAGAGGCCGUUGAGGAAUCUGCCCAGGACUUGGGUUUCAUCCGGCCAUCCACGCGCACCAGCAACAAUGCCAACGGGUCGCGGCCCAGCUCUUCCGAUGCCAACCCCGAAAUGGAGCAGGUCAAGGGUAACGAACUGGCCAUCGUACACGAGGAAGGCUCCCCGACCGUCACCAAGUCAGUUGAGCCCCCCAAGAUCAACGGCGAGUACUGGAUGCGACCUUCUAUGGAGGAGAUCAACGCCAUGAAUCGCAUGCAGCGCCAGCAAGUCUCAGACUUCACUGUCGGUCGCAAGGGCAUUGGUCAGAUCCGAUUUAAGGUCCCCGUCGAUCUGAGCAACAUCAAUAUCGAGGACAUCCCCGGUGGAAUCGUCCUGCUGGAGACUCGCUCUGCGACCGUCUAUCCUGUCGCCGCCAAGAAACCCCCUAUGGGCAAGGGUCUGAAUGUUCCUUCUGAGAUCUCGCUCGAGCAUUCGUGGCCGCGUGGUCGCGUUCAUGAGAAGUCCGGCCCGCGGGUUGCGAAACAUGUAGAGCGCCUGAAGAAGAUUGAUAACACCACCUUCAUCAACUACGACGCCGACACGGGUGUCUGGACUUUUACUGUGGAGCACUUCACUACCUACGGCCUGGACUAUGACGAGGACGAGGAGGAGACCGAGCCGCAGGCCGACACCCAAGAGCGAGAGGAUCUGCCCGUUCUCCCUCCUCACCAGCCGGUGCAGACCUUUGUGGCGCCCCCGGAGGUCGACGAUGAUGACACGUUCGAAUUUCGUAGGAACCGUAGGGCCGUUCCCGGAGCUUUCGAUGAUGAAGCUAUGUCGGAUGAUGAGAUUGUGCCCCAGAAGCAGUCUUUUUUAUCUAGUGGCUCCGCGGAAUACGUAUCCGCUCGCUCCGUCGUGCCUGUGAUUGCAGACGACGAGGAGAUGGAUCACGGUGAUGUGGCCUUGGAGAACGAGGAUAUGGCGAUCUCGACUUUCCAGCCCCAUCAUCCCGCGGAGCCCCAAGCAACGUCGCCACAACUAGGCUCGACUAUGGUUCCCGACACGCCCGCCGGCAUCGUGCGAGCGAGGAUGCGGGCGAUCAAAGAGUCUGCUACACCCCUCAAGCUCCAGGUCGCUGGCGGUGAUGACUGGAUGGACAUGCUACGUAGGACUGUCAGUCCUCAGAAACGUGACCGGGCUGCGCUCAGGGCCCUGAACGAUGUUGAGCUUCAUGGGCCAGGUGUACAGGAGAAGGCACCUGUAGUUAGAAACCGCCUGGUCUCGGACGGCAGGGGCUUUGCGACGAGCAUCGACCUGAUGAACUCGCUCUUUGAGAAGGCCCAGGCGCCUGUCCAGCCCACACAGACCAUUACGCCCGCAACGGGCUUCAUGAAGUGGCCCUACAAGCGACAGUCAAAACAACCCGAGAACGAAGCAGACAUGGACCCCAAGGAUCGAUCUUUCCACGACUCCUUUAAGCCUUCUUGGGCUCCUGAUGGGGCCUUCCUGGUUCGAAACAACAAGUUGAACGGCUUUUCCGACGGUGUCGGUGUCGUCAAGAGCUCUGCAUUCACCGGUGACUUCCCUAUUGAGAACCCCCUCGAGGGUAUUGCCGACCAUCGGGAUUUGGUGGACAUUCAUGUCGUCAACGGCGUCCCCACCGUCUCGACUCAGCGCGUUCCUAAUCUCAAGGCCUUUUCAACUUUCAGUUCCGCUGCGAAGCGCAAGCAGUCGGAUCGCCUCGACUCGAUCUCGCGAAACAUCGACUCCUACGAGCGAUCGGUGUGGGAGUUGGCGAGUGUCCUAUUCGACCCCGUCGACCGUGCUGUCAGCGCCGUGGAGGAGAAGCGCAUCCGCAAGGUCAACCUGGCCAAGUUCUGGAGAGGCGUCGUGCAAGAUGCGUUCGCCAAGAACCUAGACCGCGCCUUCACGGCCGAGGAGAAAGCUAUCGCAUACCUGUCUGCCAACAAGGUGGCCGAGGCCUGCAAGCAACUGAGCGACGGCAAAGAUCUGAAGCUCGCCACCCUUGUAGCGCUCAUUGGCACCAGCGAUGCGGUUCAAAAGGACAUGAAGGAGCAGAUGGAGGAGUGGCACGAUGGCGAUGUCCUCUCCGAGUUUAGCUUGGCCAUCCGGGCCAUCUACUCGCUUCUGGGUGGCAGUGUUACGGAAUGCAAGGGCAAGAAGGGUGUCGGAGUCGAGAACCGCCUGGACACCGAGAACAUUGCAGAGCGGUUUGGCUUGAACUGGAAGCAGGCCUUUGGUCUGCGUCUGUGGUAUGGCAUCUCCUCCGAGGACGACAUCACCAUUGCAGUGGAUAAGUUCCUGGAUGAUGUGGAACAUGGGAGCGUGCCCGCUCCUCAGCCCUGGUAUGUUGAGCAGGGUCUGCAGGCUGGUUACGAGGACAACAACCUUAACCGCCGAGAGGAUCUCCUGUGGGGCCUGCUCAAGGUUUUCGCCGGCCGCGCUAAGCUUGAGGACAUCCUCCAGCCGGAGAACUCACAGCUCGCGCCCUUCAACUACCGCCUCUGCUGGCAGCUGAGCCAGGCACUGGGCGCCAAGAACAAGCACCUCUUUGGCGACAAGGCGGAGGCGAAGGCCGACGCGCUCACUGUUUCCUUCGCGACCGAGGUCUUAUACUACCAGAAGGAGGGCAGCUGGGUCGCCGCCAUCUGGGUCCUCCUGCACCUCAGCGACCCAGCCGCGCGCGCCAAGGCUGUGCAGGACGUCCUCAACCGCAACGCGGCGGCCCUCUUCACGCGCGAGUCGCGCGAGCACAACUACCACGACCGCAUCGUCGAGGACAUGAAGAUCCCCCCGGCCUGGUUCUGGCAGGCCGCCGCGCUGCACUGGCGCAGCCGGCAGGACCGCCCCGCGCUCGAGGCGCGGUGCCUGCUCAAGGCGCGGGCCUUUGCCGACGCGCACAAGAUCUUUGCCCGGGAGCUUGCGCCGCGGGCCGUCGUGGCGCGCGACUACACCGACGCCGUGGCCAUGCUCGUGCGCUUCCAGCCGCACCGCCAGGCCAUCCCCGACUGGGCGCUCGGCGGCGAGGUCUACGGCCACUUCUUCGAGCUGCUGGCGGAGCGGGCCGCCGCGGGCGGCAGCAUCGGCGGCGGGCAGAGCAGCAGGGCUUCGGCUUCGUCGGCGCCGCGGCUCGUCGAGGCGCUCAUGGCGAGCCUGCCUGCCAUGUACGAGGCGUGCGGCGAGUCGGACACGACCGAGGUGGCGGCCAUCACCGAGAUGGCGGACGUGGUUGCCGGCGAGGCUAUCGAGUUGGCUGGCAAGGGACGGAUGGAUCUGUCCAAGAUCUCGCGCCUGCCGCUCACGGAGGACCGGCACCUGAGGUACUCGAACGACCUCGCCUCGGCGUACUACCGCGAGGUUAUGAGUGCGCGAGGGUAA
This is a messenger RNA of Thyridium curvatum, 5838 nucleotides long. RefSeq lists its product as uncharacterized. Gene Ontology annotation, molecular function: structural constituent of nuclear pore. The record is from RefSeq and is a predicted model, not a curated record. The transcript is spliced from 5 exons. Gene Ontology annotation, cellular component: nuclear pore; nuclear pore cytoplasmic filaments. Gene Ontology annotation, biological process: post-transcriptional tethering of RNA polymerase II gene DNA at nuclear periphery; RNA export from nucleus; protein import into nucleus. Bases 1 to 5838 code for a protein of 1945 amino acids. Lineage: Eukaryota; Fungi; Ascomycota; Sordariomycetes; Thyridiales; Thyridiaceae.